AUGGCUACCGACAGUCCAACCCCGAAAAGACGAAUCUAUCUCAAUGGCUUCGAUAUGUUCACAGUCGGCCAUCUAUCAUUCGGCCAGUGGAAAAACCCUGCAGAUCGAUCAGCCACAAAGCGGCGAGAUCUUUCAUACUGGACAGACCUCGCCAAGAUCCUGGAGAAGGGUGACUUCAAUGCAUUGUUCUUAGCCGACACUUUCGGUCUCUAUGACACUUACAAGGGUAGUGCCGAGCCGGCUAUUCGCAACGGGGCUCAAUAUCCGAUGGGAGAUCCUGCAAUUCCAAUCUCGGCCAUGGCGUCGGUGACCAAGAACCUUGGUUUUGCUAUUACUACGUCUACAUCCUAUGAAGCUCCAUAUGUCGUUGCAAAGAGAUUCUCAACACUGGAUCACCUUACGAACGGUCGGUUUGGAUGGAACAUUGUGACUUCAUGGAAGGCUUCUGCCUCUAAAGCUGUUGGAUUGCCUCUCAUCGACCACGACAGACGGUAUGAGAUUGCCGAUGAGUAUCUGACCGUGUUAUACAAGCUCUGGGAAGGAAGUUGGGCAAAUGACGCCCUCAAAGAAGAUAUCAAGACCGGCAUCUACACAGAUCCCAGUCUCAUCAAAUAUGUCCAUCAUCACGGUGAAAACUUCCACGUCGAUGGUCCACACAUUCUAGAUCCAUCACCUCAACGCACUCCAUUCCUCUUCCAAGCCGGAACUUCUCCAGCCGGCGUAGCAUUCGGAGCAAAACACGCCGAAGGUGUUUUUGUGUCGGCCCCUUCUCCACACAUCCUGGCUCCUCGCAUCCAAGCUAUCCGUGAGGAAGCAGCAAAGAAUGGUCGUGAUCCGAGAUCUAUAAAGGUCUUUGCCAUUCUGACUCCGAUAAUUGGCCGAACGGAGGAAGAAGCCCAAGCAAAGUAUCGCGAGGCCCUUGAGAACGCCAGUGAAGAGGCUGGUCUGGCGUUUUUCUCCGGUGGAAGUGGUAUUGAUCUCAGUCUUUUUGAUCUGGAUACGCCUAUCAAGCCAUCUGAUGUUCAUGUUGAUGCUCGAGUCCAUUCAACCAUUAACACGCUCUCAUAUCAGAGCCCAGAUGUUCCGGAAUGGACGCCCCGGAAUAUUGGGAAGCAUAUCUCCAUCGGCGGUGCCGGUCCUGUUCCGGUUGGAACUGCGAGCACCGUUGCAGACUUUCUUGAAGAAUGGGUUCGAAUUGCUGAUCUGGAUGGCUUCAAUAUCGGGUAUGUGCAAACUCCGGGGACAUUUGAGGACGUUGUUGAGCUCUUGGUGCCGGAAUUGCGUCGAAGAGGUAUCUAUACUCCCGAGGGAGAGAGCGGAACUAUGCGUGAGAGGAUCUAUGGGCCUGGGCAGAAGCUGCUGAGAGACGACCAUGUCGGAAUUAAGUACCGCUAUGAGGUUUAUGAUGGUAAAUAG
This is a messenger RNA of Penicillium subrubescens, 1416 nucleotides long. RefSeq names its product LLM class flavin-dependent oxidoreductase. The coding region runs from base 1 to 1416 and encodes 471 amino acids. Gene Ontology annotation, molecular function: monooxygenase activity; oxidoreductase activity, acting on paired donors, with incorporation or reduction of molecular oxygen. The record is from RefSeq and is a predicted model, not a curated record. The transcript has 4 exons. Lineage: Eukaryota; Fungi; Ascomycota; Eurotiomycetes; Eurotiales; Aspergillaceae.